Cetraspora pellucida is the source of this 688-nucleotide messenger RNA. The record is from the annotation of a GenBank genome assembly. NCBI's taxonomy places the organism in Eukaryota, Fungi, Glomeromycota, Glomeromycetes, Diversisporales, Gigasporaceae.
UUCAUCUGCUUUAAAAACUCGCGAUAUAGAAAAAGUAAUCUUUGGUGGUGAUAUUUUGAUUUCCGAAGAUGGAGACCAAUGUACUGCAGGUUUCUGGGUGCGUCAAGAUAAUUUUACUUACUUAGUAACUGCAGGGCAUUGCGCACUAAAUAACACUCAUACUCCUGAUGGAAAUGUUAGAUUUUAUCAUGACACAAAUCCUCCCUAUUUUGUUGGAGAAAUGACAUAUUAUAAAUAUCAAGAAGUUGAUUAUGGCUUUAUUUUGGUUGAUAAUCCUGAAAUCUUAGUGAUUCCAAAUAUAAAAAAUGUUCGUAAUGAUACUUGUAGAGAAUUAUUUAUUAUUGGUACUGUAGAUAUAGAUACCAUAAAUUCUCAUAUAUGUAUCGCUGGUGCAUUCUCGUACGUAUCUUGUGGCAAGGUAAUAGCUAUAAAUACGGUCGUAGGAAUUAGAGGUUUUGGAAAUUUUGAAGGCGUUAUCGUAACAGAUAUCGUGAGCGAUAUUGGUGAUAGCGGUGGUCCUGCAUUCCAGUUUAAAGAUAGAUUCCCUCGAUUCGUUUAUUUGGCUGGUAUGCUUAUAGCCGGUGAUAAUAAUUAUUCUACCAUUGAACCACUAAACAAGAUUUUAGAUGAUGAUAUGAUUCCUGUUAGAUACAACCCUAUUUUAUUUGAUUUUGAUACACCUCCGUAG